UCGUCGUCAUCGACGACGAUUGCUCAUCGAUUUCUUUACUUACAAUCAAAUAUCCAAUCCAAAAUUUAUGUGAACCCAAUAAUUUUCUCCCAUGCCUCCCAUCGCCGCCCGUGACGUCGCCGUCAUCGGUGCCGGAGCAGCUGGGCUAGUAGCUGCCCGCCACCUCCGGCGCGAGGGCCACUUCGUCGUCGUGUUCGAGAGAGAAUCCCAAGUCGGAGGCACCUGGAUAUACACCAACAAAACCGAACCCGAUCCGAUCGGCGUCGACCCAAAUCGUCCUGUAGUCCAUUCAAGUCUCUACGCGUCUCUCCGGACUAACUUACCCCGAGAAGCAAUGAGCUUGAGGGAGUACCCGUUUGUAGCAAAGAAAACGGGUCACAGAGAUCCAAGGAGGUUCCCGGGUCACAGAGAAGUGUUGGAGUAUUUAAAGGAUUACGCCACCGAGUUUGCAAUCGGCGAGUUAGUUCGAUUUGACACGGAGGUGAGCCGGGUUUCGCAAGGAGAAAACGGGAAGUGGGAAGUGAGAUCAAUAAAGCGAAAAGAAGAAGAACAUCAUCUCGAUGAAGCUUUUGAUGCUGUCGUUGUUUGUACAGGACAUUAUACAGAUCCUCGAAUCGCACAGAUUCCAGGCGCCGAUCGGUGGCCGGGGAAACAGAUUCAUAGCCACAAUUACCGUACACCGGAGCCCUUCCAAGAUCAGGUUGUGGUGAUAAUAGGGAGCUCUGCAAGUGCUGUUGAUAUUUCUAGAGAGAUUGCAAGUGUUGCUAAGGAAGUCCAUAUUGCAUCUUGGUCGACCUCUAAUGAAGAAGAUCAAUCACUACCUGGAUUCACCAACAUUUGGCUACGUCCUAUGGUAGAGAGUGCUAAUGAAGAUGGUAGUAUCUCAUUUCAACAUGGGUUCAAGAUCUCUGCUGACAUUAUUCUACAUUGCACAGGGUACAAGUAUAGUUUCCCAUUUCUUGAUACCAAAGGUAUCGUGACAGUUGAUGACAAUCGGGUGGGCCCACUUUAUAAGCACGUCUUCCCUCCAUCAUUAGCCCCUUGGCUUUCUUUCGUUGGAUUGCCAUGGAAGAUCGCUCCUUUCCCCCAAUUUGAAUUCCAAAGCGAAUGGAUUGCUGGCAUAUUAUCAGGGAGAAUUUCUCUGCCAUCACCAGAUGAAAUGAUGAAAGAUGUCGAAGCAUUUUAUGCAUCAUUGCAAGCAUCCGGUGUGCCAAAAAGAUAUACGCAUAAUAUGACUGGCUACCAGUUUGAGUAUAAUGACUGGAUUGCCACUCAAUGUGGGUCCCCAAAAACGGAAGAAUGGAGAAAGAAAAUGUAUUCUGCAGCUUCUUUGGGUAGAAAAGAAAGACCCGAGACUUAUCGUGAUGAAUGGGAAGAUGAUGAUUUGGUUUUGCAAGCUUAUCAAGAUUUUACGAAGCAAAUCUCUUUUAAAGGGGAGUCUUAUUAACAAGGGAAGGUCAAAUAUGUAAUUUUAUGUUGUUCAUUUUGAAAAGUGUUAUUUGCUAAACCCUUUUUUUUGUAUAGAACAUGGCUACAAAAUAAUGAAUUUGUUUAGGUAAUUAUAUCAAUAAAAGAUGAAAUUAAUGAUUAAAAA
Lactuca sativa (garden lettuce) is the source of this 1594-nucleotide messenger RNA. RefSeq names its product flavin-containing monooxygenase FMO GS-OX-like 4. The record is from RefSeq and is a predicted model, not a curated record. Gene Ontology annotation, molecular function: NADP binding; flavin adenine dinucleotide binding; N,N-dimethylaniline monooxygenase activity. Lineage: Eukaryota; Viridiplantae; Streptophyta; Magnoliopsida; Asterales; Asteraceae.